AUGAUGCAGAAGAUGUUACUUGGACAGGCAAAUGGGCAGCUUGAGACAGCAAAGAAGUUGGUUGAGCUUAAUCAGAGGCUGGAUUGUUCUUACAAUGAUCUGAAUAUUAAGUUUGAGAGCUUGAAUUCAAAAGUCAAGUUCAUGGAGAGAAACAUUGCUUCUACAUCAGCUCCUAAGCCAAACCAGCUACCUAGUAAGGCUGUUCAAAAUCCAAGGGAGUUCACAGCUAAAGCUAUCCAGUUCUAUAAGGAAAUUGACACUGAGGACAGUGAGGUUCAAGCUAGGGAGGAUCUAUCACAAGGCAAAUCUCAGAGUGAAAGUUUUACACAGAAAACAGAAACCGGAGUACCACUUGACCGUACACUCGACCUGACACACGAUCCAGUACAUGAUCGAGUGACUUAUCGAGCUGAUCCCGAAGAAGCUGUUAAACCUGUUAGAUACAUCCCUCCUGCUUACAAGCCUCCUCUACCAUUCCCAGGGUGUUUCAAGGAACAAAAACUGAAGGAACUCAGGGAAAUAAUUGAAAAGAAGGAAUUGAUGGCUUUGAAAGAAGAGAAGGCUCAAAAUCAGGAUAAGAAGGAUCUUGAAGAGUUUGAAGGAGCCAUCAUUCCAACCAAACUUGAAGACCCAGGUCCAUUUGAUUUGCCUUGCUCUUUUAGCUACUUGCAUUUCAACAAAUACUUGUGUGACCUAGGGGCAUCUAUCAAUGUAAUGCCCUACUCCAUUGCACAGAAGCUUGGGCAUACUGACUUCAAGCCCGGUAACCUCUACUUAUGUCUAGCUGAUGGAUCACAUAAGGAUGUGGUUGGUAAGUUGGAGAAUUUCCUAGUCAAGAUAGGCAAGGCUAGAAUUCCCAGUGAUUUCCUCAUUAUAGACAUGGAUAAGGAGUUGGAAGACUCUAUCAUCCUAGGAAGACCAUUCCUAGCCACUGCUGGAGCUGUAAUUGAUGCUAAGAAAGGGUUGAUAACCUUGAACAUAGCUGAGAGUUUGAUCAUGAAAUUUGAUAUCAACAACCCAACCAACUUGCCUUCUAUAGGUCAGCCUUUUGCUCUUAAAGACAAGAGAGAUCAUGGAGUCUCAAGUGAAGUGGAAACUUCAAGGACUAAGUUCUCUUCUCAUGAGAAAUCAGAUGAAAAUCUCAAGGGUUCAGUUCAAGAUUUGACUAGCUUGGUGAAGGAUCUUCAGCUUCAGAUCAACAAGAGGUCAUUGAAGAAAGCAAGGCCAAGAUUCAAGCUUAAGCAGAAACACGGUUCAAGUUUAAAGGGUGAAGUGAUUAAGAAUUAG
Camelina sativa (false flax) is the source of this 1287-nucleotide messenger RNA. The record is from RefSeq and is a predicted model, not a curated record. Lineage: Eukaryota; Viridiplantae; Streptophyta; Magnoliopsida; Brassicales; Brassicaceae.